Molecule: messenger RNA, 1208 nt
Organism: Brachypodium distachyon (stiff brome)
Lineage: Eukaryota; Viridiplantae; Streptophyta; Magnoliopsida; Poales; Poaceae
Exons: 3
Coding region: 171-989 (272 amino acids)
Cellular component (GO): mitochondrial matrix
Source: RefSeq, a predicted model, not a curated record
CCAUGAACCGAUGCUUCUAAUGCCACUGACGUGUGGGCCCUGCCCAAGAACAACUGGCAAAGCGCGCGACAUUUUCCUGGGCUUUAUUAUAAACCCAAAACCCCUCACCUUAUCCCCUCUCCUCAUUUGCUUCUCUUCUCUUCCUCCUCGUGCCUCAGCUCCGCACCGCCAUGGCGACCUUCGUCUCCUCCACCUCCUCCGCCGCCGCCGCUUCCGUGCUCCGCUCCGUGCCGUCCGCCGUACGAGGAGGCGCGUGCGCGGCCACGGCCCCGGCCCGGCGCCCGCUCGCGGCUCCCCUGCGCGCUGCGGCGAAGGGGUCGGCCAACUCGGCGCCGGUGAUGAUGGAGAGCAAAGUGAAGAAGAGGAACAAAAAGGGGUCCGGCGGAGGGGGGCUACCCGCCGCCAUCGACCUCGAGAUCAGGGAGGCCGAGGCGUACCUCGCCACCGACGGGGAGGAACCUGCUCCGGACAACUUUCCCUUUGAAAUCGUUGACGAAGAGGGGAUGAGCGUGGUCAUUCUGAAAAGGGAGUACAAGGAUGAGAAGAUUGAGGUCAUUGUGAGCAUGCCUAACAUGGAAGGGGAUCCUGAGUUUGAUGAAGAAGAUGAUGAGGCCGACGGUGAUGCUGCUGCCAACGAUGACGAUGAAGAUGACGAUGAGGGCGACGAAGAUAGUAGCCUGUCUAUGAAGGUCAUAGUCUCCAAGGGAUCUAGCCCGAAACUCGAGUUCACCUGCACAGCCUUUCGCGAGGAGAUCACCAUUGACGACAUGAUGAUAGCGGAGGAAACAGAAUCCAAAGAAGAAAAAUUCCCCUUCGAGGGCCCGGAAUUCACUGAGCUUCCUGUGAAUGUGCAGAAGGGCCUGUUCAAGUUCCUGGAGCUAAGAGGGGUGACGCUGACGACCACCAACUUCAUGCACGAUUACAUGGUGACCAAGCAGACCAAGGAGUAUGUCCGGUGGAUGACCAAGCUCAAGGACUUGGUUCGGUAAUGCGAUCUGAGAGAUGGCCUGGCUGCGCGUUUUGGCAGCAAAUUUUGGUAGCUUAGCCUUUUAGCAUGUGCGACAAGAGCACCUGAACUAUGUGAACUCGUCAGGAAAUCAGGAGUGUAUCUGUAGUUCUGUAUCAGCAGCCACUGUGAGUUUCUCCUGUCUUUGCUGGAGCUGGCAAUGUAACACGAAUGACAAAGUUUAGUGCUUGAUAAUAGUUUA